Erigeron canadensis is the source of this 2020-nucleotide messenger RNA. RefSeq names its product G-type lectin S-receptor-like serine/threonine-protein kinase SD1-1. NCBI's taxonomy places the organism in Eukaryota, Viridiplantae, Streptophyta, Magnoliopsida, Asterales, Asteraceae. Gene Ontology annotation, molecular function: ATP binding; protein kinase activity. Gene Ontology annotation, biological process: recognition of pollen; protein phosphorylation. Bases 83 to 1723 code for a protein of 546 amino acids. The record is from RefSeq and is a predicted model, not a curated record. The transcript is spliced from 7 exons.
ACGUAGUUCUAAUAGCUCCACAUUCUUAUUAUCAAGGUCGGUAAUGAGUCUUAGUGGCAAAUAAGAGACAUGGCAGCUAAAUAUGCGCAACAGAGAAUGGAUGCAGGAUUUGACCAUACCCAUGGAUUAUUGUGACAACUAUGGAGUAUGUGGACCGUAUGGAAGUUGUAGUACGGCUACUUUACCUAAUUGUGAGUGCUUGACGGGAUUUGAACCAAAAAACCCGGGUGAACUGAAUCAAUAUAGUGGUGGAUGUAGACGGGUUAAAGCCUUGGAUUGUGGUCUUGAAGAGGGAUUUCUAAAAUUUUCAAGUAUGAAAUUGCCAGACACGGAAAAUGCUUUGUUCCAUAGUAGCAUGAGUCUCUGGGAAUGUGAGUUAGCUUGCAAGGGUAACUGCUCUUGUACUGCCUAUGCAAAUCCAAAUAUCACUACAAAUGGAGUUGGAUGUUUGCUAUGGUUUGGUGAUUUGAUUGACAUCCGAGAGUACCCACUCAACGGGCAAGAUCUUUAUGUUAGACUGGCAGCCUCUGAAUUAUUAGGAUUUGUGGCCUCCAAAAGAUUGAAUAAAAAGAAUAGAGUACUCAUUGUGGUCAUAUCAACUUCAUCAGCUGCGGCACUUCUGUUUGCAGUGGUGUAUGCGUGUAAAAAGAAAAAGAAAAUGCCUCACAUGAAAGUCAAAGAAACCUGGUAUGGCCUUGAUAAAAAGAACACUAGUGUUCAAGUGGAAGAUGUGAAGGAGCUGCCUUUCUUUAGCUUACAUGAAAUAUUGAAGGCUACUGAUGAUUUCAGCAUCAGCAAUAAGAUAGGAGAAGGUGGCUUUGGCCCUGUUUAUAAGGGUAUUUUAGAGGAUGGAAGAGAAGUAGCUGUGAAACGACUAUCAGAAACUUCCCAACAAGGACUUGAUGAGUUCAAAAAUGAAGUCAUGUAUGUUGCCAAACUUCAGCACCGGAAUCUUGUGAAGCUUUAUGGAUACUGCAUUCGAGGAAAUGAAAUGAUUUUAAUUUAUGAGUACAUGGCUAACAAAAGCUUGGACACCUUUUUAUUCGAUGAAAGUAAAACUUCAAUGCUUGAUUGGCCUUGCCGUUUUCAAAUUAUCCAUGGGAUGGCUCGAGCUAUUCUGUAUCUACAUCAAGAUUCCCGCCUCCAAAUCAUCCAUAGAGAUCUCAAGGCAGGCAAUAUUCUGUUGGAUGCUGACAUGAGCCCAAAAAUCUCUGAUUUUGGCCUUGCUAGAAAGUUUGUGGGAUCUGAUACUUUCACCAAGACAAAGAAAGUGGUGGGAACAUAUGGUUACAUUUCCCCGGAAUAUGCAGUACACGGGAAAUUCUCCAUAAAGUCAGAUGUAUUUAGCUUUGGUGUUUUGGUGUUGGAGAUAGUAAGUGGUAAAAAGAACAGAGGAUUUUCUCAUCAAGAUCACAGUGACAACCUUCUUGGGCAUGCAUGGAGACUCUACAAAGAAAACAAGUCUAUUGAACUCAUGAGUGCGUGUUUACGUGACUCCUUCAUCCUCUCUGAAGUACUACGAUCCAUCCAUGUUGGCUUAUUAUGUGUGCAACAUCAUCCAGAAGAUAGGCCAACUAUGUUAUCGGUCAUCCUAAUGCUUAUUAGUGAGGGUGUGUUGCCUGAACCUAAACAACCUGCGUUUUUCACUGGAGAGAGUCACCGUGAAGCUCCGUCCGUGUUAUCAGUUGAUGAAUACAUGAUAACGCAAGUGUAUGCUCGAUAGCUGUUGGAAUUAUGACCCCUAUGAUGUUGGCAAUUUCCUUCCCACCAUAGGAAAUAACAUUCCCAGAAUCUAGCUUGUUACGCAUACUUGAUCCCGUCAUGAUCAGUAUGAGAAAUAGACUAGAAAGAAUGUAUGUAUGCGUAUAGGAAUCACCCAGAUAGUAAUAUAGUUAUAUUAGUAGCUUGUAUUUACUGAAUCAAUACAGAGAAUAACUAACUAAUGUUUUGACCCUAACUGUGACUAUAUAUAAAAAAUUUAUAUGAAUAGAACUAUAUGGCUAUGAUGUUUCAGUUUUAA